AUGGAAGCGCCGGCGAAAGGAACAGUGACUCCGAUAGCAUCGUUGUUCUCAGAGGAGGAGGCACGGAAAGCAGCAAGUUAUGUGGAGGAGAAAAUCGGAGCGAAGCGGGGAGAGAUGAAUCGUCUUCAACAGUUCGUCGAUGAAAACGCCAAUCUCAUCAAUCUCGUCGCGAAGCUCCCCGAUCAGCUCCACCACAAUGUUAUGGUUCCAUUCGGUAAAAUGGCUUUUUUCCCAGGUCGAUUGAUCCACACCAACGAGUGUUUGGUGUUGUUGGGAGAGAAUUACUAUUCUGACAGAACGUCGAAACAAACGAUUGACAUUUUGAGUAGAAGAGACAAGACUAUACAGUCUCAAAUCCGUUCUCUUAAAGCUGAGAUUGAUGAUUUCCAAACGGAGGCUUCUUUCUUCACUACAACUGCUUCAGAAGCAGCGGAAGGACUUGUUGAGAUAAGAGAAGAAUUUGAAGAAGAAGAAGAAGAAGAAGAGGAUUCUUCUGCAACUUUGCUUCAGUCAGGUGUGAAAGAGCCUUCUGGUCUUCCAGGAGGAGAGACUGCAGAAGAUGAAGUUGAAGACGAUGAAUUCGCACGAAUCAUGUCCAGGUUGAAUGAACUUGAAAUGCAAGAGGAACAGGAAGGUGAAGAUGGGGACGGUAGAGGUGAAAAACAUGAUUCUCCAAUAGAAAGCGAGCUCGAUACAGUAAAAGGAAUCAGAGGAGAGACAAACAAGAAACAAGAAACUACUCUAUCUGUUCCUAAGAAUGCUUCCAUUGGCGAAUCAAGAUAUUCAGAGCCAAGAGUCAGAAGCAAAGUUAUUGAAGUGUUACCAGAGAAACAUCCACACGAAGAUCAAUCACGUGGCGGAAUCGACCAACAAAACGCUGAAACAUGGAAAGACUUUCAAGCAACCUCUAGAGCUAAGGCAAAAACCGAUGUUGUAGCUUCACGAAAGAUUGAGGUGCAGUCACCUAUACAGCAACCGGAGCCCAAAUUUGAUGCUAACAAGGCUUUUACUGGAUCGAUCGUAGAGCACGCCCUAAAUCUAGAAACCAACUUACACGGCCAAAAGCAGUCUUCAGUUUCUCAACCAUCAAAACCGGUUUCAAGAUUCAAGGCACAGAGAAGGUAG
Microthlaspi erraticum is the source of this 1125-nucleotide messenger RNA. The record is from the annotation of a GenBank genome assembly. Lineage: Eukaryota; Viridiplantae; Streptophyta; Magnoliopsida; Brassicales; Brassicaceae.